CCCUGCCCUGACCCCCCUGUCCCGCUGCAGGCGGAGGUGGAGCAGAAGAAGAAGCGAACCUUCCGUAAAUUCACCUACCGCGGGGUGGACCUGGACCAGCUGCUCGACAUGUCCUACGAGCAGCUGAUGCAGCUGUACAGCGCGCGGCAGCGGCGGCGCCUGAACCGGGGCCUGCGCCGCAAGCAGCACUCGCUGCUCAAGCGCCUGCGCAAGGCCAAGAAGGAGGCGCCGCCCAUGGAGAAACCCGAGGUGGUGAAGACCCACCUGAGGGACAUGAUCAUCCUGCCAGAGAUGGUGGGCAGCAUGGUGGGCGUCUACAACGGCAAGACCUUCAACCAGGUGGAGAUCAAGCCCGAGAUGAUCGGCCACUACCUGGGCGAGUUCUCCAUCACGUACAAGCCGGUGAAGCACGGCCGGCCCGGCAUCGGCGCCACCCACUCCUCCCGCUUCAUCCCGCUCAAGUAACUCCGGGACAGAGGGCAGGGGAGGGAGCCUCGUCCAGUGUAAAUAAAGAAAUUCCACCUGG
Ficedula albicollis (Collared flycatcher) is the source of this 526-nucleotide messenger RNA. RefSeq names its product ribosomal protein S15 (gene RPS15). The record is from RefSeq and is a predicted model, not a curated record. Gene Ontology annotation, molecular function: structural constituent of ribosome; RNA binding. The annotation marks the transcript as partial. NCBI's taxonomy places the organism in Eukaryota, Metazoa, Chordata, Aves, Passeriformes, Muscicapidae. Gene Ontology annotation, cellular component: ribosome; cytosolic small ribosomal subunit. The transcript is spliced from 3 exons. Gene Ontology annotation, biological process: translation; ribosomal small subunit assembly.